UUAGCAAAUCCUCGAGAAAAAAAAAACGGUGGAAAACCUUCCGGAUGUCGGAAGAACCCAUCGCGAAAGAGUCAACAAGGAGAACCUACGGCCGCCGCGUGCUACUGUGCCGUCUGUGUCUCCACGAGUACCCCAACGAUGACCUGCACGAAAUAUUCACCCGCGGUUCGGACUGGAAGAAGCGAAUCACCCGAGCCGUCGGAAUCAAGCCGCACCGAAAUGACUACGCCACUCGGAUUUGCACCACCUGCCGGAUGAUGAUCGAUCUGAUAGCGUGCUUCCAGGACAUUUGCCAACAGACGGAACGACUGAUGGUUAAGGGACACACUCUCAGCGCGGACCGCUGGAAGCAGGCAUCCGGGUUGAUCGAUUCGCUCUGGAGUCUGAUGGAUCGGCACAGAGAAACGGUGCUGGAGGCUGAUGAACCGGUCGAAACUGCCAUCAUCGAAACGGAGCAGGAAAUUUUCAAAGUUACCGUUCCGGAGGAGAGACCAUGUGAGUUUAUGGAAGAGAUCAAAGAGGAGGAGAAAGGAGAUGCGGACGAGCAAAAAUCGGUGCUACAGUUGGAUAUUAAGGAGGAAGAGGACGAGGAUGAUAAUCAGGAUUACAACUAUGAAGUUGAUUUGGUAGGAGAUGUGGCGGACUCGGAUCAGGAAGAAGUAGAUGAGGAAGAGGAAGAAGAGAAGCCAAAGAGGAAACGUGGCAGGAGAAAGCAGAAUUAUUCGGAGCGGAAGAUGAAAAACGAAAAGGUGAUGUGCGACACGUGCGGGGAGUUGAUUUCGCAGGUCUGUCUGGAGGGUCAUCUGAAUCGGCACCUGGGCGUGAAGCCGUUUGUGUGCGAAAUCGAAGGCUGCGGAAGGCGAUUGUACUCGAAGUAUAGCCUACAGCAGCAUCGGCAUUUGCACAAGAGUAUAAUGAGAUUCUACGAUUGUCAGGACUGCGGCAAACGGAUCAAGGGAACGAAUUGCUGGAUGCGACACCGGAAGCUGCACACGGAGGAUCCCAAGCAUGAGUGCGACGUUUGCGGGAAGAAGUUCCGCCGGAAAUUCGGGCUGAAGUUGCAUUCCGUGGUUCAUACAGGAGUGGCACUCUUCCCGUGCGAGAUUUGUGGUAAGCGCUUUACGGUGAAGCACAACCUGGGAGCUCACUACAAGACACACAUGCGAAAUGGUACCUACCCGGCGCAGCAGCAACGGAUACAGGAAGAGGAGGAGAAACACAGCUAUCCAGCUGAACAGGAGCAGAAUUGUAGCAUGAGGUACGAUUCGGUUCAAUGAAAGGAUGCAUGUUAAUUCGAUGAAUGGGUACUUUUCUGGUUAUCACAUCAG
This is a messenger RNA of Ochlerotatus camptorhynchus, 1328 nucleotides long. Its product is annotated as zinc finger protein 567-like. Gene Ontology annotation, cellular component: nucleus. Bases 45 to 1277 code for a protein of 410 amino acids. Gene Ontology annotation, biological process: regulation of transcription by RNA polymerase II. Lineage: Eukaryota; Metazoa; Arthropoda; Insecta; Diptera; Culicidae. Gene Ontology annotation, molecular function: DNA-binding transcription factor activity, RNA polymerase II-specific; zinc ion binding. The record is from RefSeq and is a predicted model, not a curated record. The transcript has 3 exons.